This is a messenger RNA of Dromaius novaehollandiae (emu), 3893 nucleotides long. RefSeq names its product SEC16 homolog B, endoplasmic reticulum export factor (gene SEC16B). The transcript is spliced from 27 exons. Lineage: Eukaryota; Metazoa; Chordata; Aves; Casuariiformes; Dromaiidae. Gene Ontology annotation, biological process: COPII vesicle coat assembly; autophagy; Golgi organization. Bases 259 to 3693 code for a protein of 1144 amino acids. The record is from RefSeq and is a predicted model, not a curated record. Gene Ontology annotation, cellular component: ER to Golgi transport vesicle membrane; endoplasmic reticulum exit site.
GCCCUCGUGCAUCCCCAUCUCCUUCCCGCUGACGUGGCAGAGCCCGUGCAUGGGAGCAUCCCCGCUCCGGCGCCGCGGGGCAGAGCCUGCCGCGAUGGGAUACGGCAGCAGCGCAGCCUUGCCUUUAGGGGUAGGAGGUGAAGAGCGGGGGCAGCAGGAGCUCACGCUGCAGUGGUGGGUGCAGUGCGAGGACCCGCAGACGAGGAUACCUGCUUCGGGAUAUAAAAACACCGGGAAAAAUCUCAGCUUUUUUUGAACAUGGAGGGUUACGUGAUGCAUCCGUCCAGUGAGAAGAGAAAGUCGAAAAAGCAGGAGCUGUUUGAGCUUAUUCUCAGCGAAAGACGUCUUUGCCCCGGGAGUCUGUCUCGCUCUUUCCCCCGAGGCUUCGCACCCCGCUCGUCCCCGACCGCCGGCAGCCCCGCGGCGCCCGGCCCCGGCGGCGGAGCCAGCCGCCCUUUGCCCCGCGCCGCCAGCGCGGCUCGGCGUGCCGCGGCCCCCGUGGCGGGCGGACUUUGGCCGCGGGAGCGGCGGGCGGGCGGCCGGCGGGGGCCUCUCCCGAGCAGGGCGUCAGCGCCGUUUGGGAGCUGCACAACCCGCCGCCCCCAGCCCGCGAUGGACCCCCGGGUGCCGCCGUGGCCCCCUCGGCCGUGGGAGAGGCACGGCGCCCGGGCGGGGGGCCGGAGCCCGCAGCGAGACCUCCACCACGCGCCGCCCCCCCAGCCCCGGCGGCGGGUGCCGCGAGCGGAGCCGGACGCCUGGGAGCAGUGCCACCGCCCGCGGCGGGACGGGGACAGGCGCAGACCCGCGUCCAGGGCCGAGGGCCGUGAAAGCGCCUACCCUCCCCGGCCGUACUCGAGGCAAGGACGUGAAGACCCCCCCUGGAACUAUGCAGCCCCCAGCUAUGGAGACGACUACGCUUAUUGGAGCUACCAGGGGCAGCCCGCAGCCUGGCAGGGUGACAGAGAUUUGAGACAGGCAGAGCCUUAUGGUACCAGCUACCGGGACCAGCACUACUACCGGGGUUACCAUCCUAACCUGGCAACUCCGUCCCCAGGGCAGGACAGGUUGGAGCCUGGCGACUCGAAUGAGGAGAGCUGCCGCGCGGGUUCCUGGCGGGAGCGGGCAGGCGAAGACCCCUUUGGCGGCUCCUUCGGGGAGGGCAGCGGCCAGACCCACGAGCCUCCUGCCUCCGGCCAGCCCAGCCUGCUCCUGCAGUACCGCGAGUCAGGGCUCAGCUCCAGCAGCUACGAGCUCAGCCAGUACAUCCACGAUGGUGCUGACCACUACAGCCUGGUGCCGGCAGAGACUUGGAGCCCAGUGCAAGCAGGGAGGGCUUCAGCAUCCACCCCAGCCCCGGUGGCACCCCAGAAGUUCCCGUUGCCGCACGUGCCGGUGUGCUUUGGAGCCGGAGGGCAGCUGGUGCUGGUGUGCCCCCACUUCCCUGCGGAGGGGGAGCCAGCCCAUGUGGAGCUGCACAGCUUGGAGGUGCUCCUUCGUGGCACGAAAGAGCAGGAGGAGCUGCAAGCCUUCCCAGGGCCCCUGGCCAGGGAAGAUCUGCACAAGGUGGAUGUGAUGACGUUUUGCCAGCACAAGAUAGCCACAAGCUGUGAUCUCUCAACACAGAGAGGCAGAGAUUCAGCUCUUCUCUGGAAGCUCCUGGUCCUCCUCUGCCGGCAGAAUGGGUCCAUGGUGGGCUCGGACACAGCUGAGCUUUUGAUGCAAGACUGCAAGCGCCUGGAGAAGUACAAGAGGCAAAACCCUGUGGCUAAUUUGAUCAACCUGUCGGACGAUGAGUGGCGGGCGCAUGGGCCGGGGACAGUGGACCUCCUUACAGGGGAGGUCCCUCCCAUUGUGGAGACACUGGCACAGACAGUGGAGAAGUUCACCAAACUCCUCUACUAUGGCAGAAAGAAAGAAGCGCUGGACUGGGCCAUGAGAAACCAGCUGUGGGGCCAUGCCCUCUUCCUCUCCAGCAAGAUGGACCCUCGGACCUACAGCUGGGUGCUCACCGGGUUCACCAACACGCUGGCUGCCAAUGACCCGCUGCAGACCCUCUUCCAGCUCAUGUCGGGAAGGGUUCCCCAAGCAGCGCAGUGCUGUGGGGAUGCCAAGUGGGGAGACUGGCGGCCCCACCUGGCUGUGAUGCUGUCCAACAAGGUUGGAGACACGGAGCUGAACCACCGCGCCACUGUCACCAUGGGAGACACUCUGGCUGGCAGGGGAUUAACAGAAGCAGCUCAUUUCUGCUACCUGAUGGCAGAUAUUCCUUUCGGUUACUUUGGAGAGAAAACGGACCGCAUGGCUUUGCUGGGCAGCAGUCACCGUCAGGUGUUUGCCCAGUUUGCCAGGACGGAAAUUAUCCAGCGCAUGGAAAUCUUUGAGUACUGCCAGCAGCUACGACAGCCCAAAGCCUGCCUUCUCUCCUUCCAGGUGUACAAGCUCAUCUAUGCCUCUCGCCUGGCGGACUACGGGCUGCCAGCCCAGGCCUUGCAUUACUGCGAGAAGAUCGCCACUGUGCUCCUGGGCCAGGGACCGGCCAGUCACCCCAUGCUGGCCAGACAAGUGGUGGAGCUAGCCGAGCGGCUGAAGCUCUCUGACCCGCUGCUGCUGGAGAUGCCGGAUCAGGACCAGACCCUGGAGCCUGACUGGCUUGUACAGCUCCGAACCCAGUGCCGGGAAUGGGAGAUGGAAGAAGACCUCCCUCCUGAGCUGGCAUCAGGUGAGCCAGAGCUUUCCAGGGCCAGCGGAUCAGCCACAGAUGGAGAAUUUGGCCAUGAGUUUGCCCUGAGCAAGGGCUACCAGUAUGACCAGUGGCACCAGCAGAGCACACCCCUGCUGCUGCAGGGAACAAGCUCCCAGGAAGACUCGUUUCUCCGGCCCUUGGCACCUCCUCCGGCAGCAGCAUCUGACCAGGUCGUAACAUCGCUGCCACCCAGUAUCAGGCCAGAGCACCAGACAGCAGUGCUCAGCCUAGGAACAACUGUCUUUCCAGGAGGAGCUUGCUAUAACCAUUCUCUGCAGGUCCAGGCACCAGGAGAUGCCAGGGAGCCUCAAGGCCCCCCACUGCCCCAUGGGGUACAGCAGACUACUGCAGGAGUGCAGCAUGAGUUAAAUACAAGGGCCCGAACAGUCUCAGAGAGCUCUACCAUCUCCCUGGAAGAAGACAUUCAGCCGUGCUUGGAAAGCGUGGCUGAGGAUGUCACCGAAGAGCAGUCAUCGACGGAGGAGGAGAAGCCAGAUGAAGUUGAGAGCUCGGGAUUCAGAUGGUUCGGCUGGUUUCGGUCGAAGCCCCCCAAGAAAGCCUCUCCCAAAGCCACAUCCGACACGCUGGGAUCUCAGGAACGGCCUUCGCCAUCCCCCCCUGCUUCUCCUCUUCCGACGGCGGGGACAAGCCCUUCAGCUCAGCCUCCUGGGGGCCCGUCUCCCGCCGCGCCCAGCCCUUCCUCCAGAAACCCAGUGUCCGUUGAAACGAAAGGCUCGUGGGGCAUGGACGGCGGGGAGCUGGCAGCCUUUCCCGAGGCCGGAGAGCAGGAGGGCUCCCACGAACCCCCGUGGGGCCCCGGCAGCCGCCUGCCUCCCCCGCCGGCGGGGGCCGUCCCCCUCUUCAACCCCGUCCAGGUCCCUCAGCUCGCUGCUGCCAGGCCCAGCCAGCCCCGGCUGCUGUCCCAGCGGCGGUACCCCAACCCGCUGUGAGGGGGGAGAGGGGCUGCAGGCUCCCCGGGCCGGGCUUCACUGGACCAGUGCCUCCACCAUCGCUGUCGGGAGGACCUCGCCAUGCUGAAGACACGCUCGGGUGGAGCCCGGCCUGCCUGCCGCCUCGGGGCGUGCGUUUCCCCUCCCCGUGCCGUGGGAAGAUUAUUUCCCUUUUGGUGGAAAAAUACAAGAAAGCACUG